AGCUUCUUUUUCAAAGGACUCAAGUCGCCCGUGUAGCUCGUCUCGCUCCUUCUCGAUCAAACAUGGGGUGCUGUGUCAGCAAGGCGCAUCCCGUGACGCCCGUGAAUCAGGUCGCCUCAAAGGUGACUGGAAACGUAUCAGAGGCGGUUGCGACCCAAUCGAAAGCAUCUACUGCACUUGGGUCCUCUGAGAUGGAUGAUGCAGAGGGCGGGGAAGGAGAGACGAAGGUAUCCACUUUGGAGGCAGAUACCUCCGAUAUCUUGGUGCAAGACUUUCACCAUGAUGUGGACGAGAAGGAACCAGCAUUUUUCAGCAGCUGCUGUGUGUGAGAUCCAGAUCCGAUGUUAGGCGAAAAAAUCAGAGCUCUGUGGGCCCCGCGGGCAAAUGUAGUUCACCAGCAGAUGCAUAUCACCAGCAGAAUACGAUCA
This is a messenger RNA of Cladocopium goreaui, 428 nucleotides long. The record is from the annotation of a GenBank genome assembly. Lineage: Eukaryota; Dinophyceae; Suessiales; Symbiodiniaceae.